This is a messenger RNA of Diabrotica virgifera virgifera (western corn rootworm), 10881 nucleotides long. Its product is annotated as mucin-22. The coding region runs from base 165 to 3821 and encodes 1218 amino acids. The transcript has 3 exons. The record is from RefSeq and is a predicted model, not a curated record. NCBI's taxonomy places the organism in Eukaryota, Metazoa, Arthropoda, Insecta, Coleoptera, Chrysomelidae.
AGUAAACAUUGCAUGGAAGGCCAAAUGCGAAUACACAGAACUGUUUCUUUCUAGUUUGGAAAUUUCUAUUUUAUUACCUAGCUUAAUCUCCAAAUAGAUUAAUUUUGUGAAAUAAACUUAUUUAACUAGUGACAGUUUAUGUGAAUGGAAGGUUCUGAUCUGAAAUGGAAACGAUGAUUAAAACAAUAUAUUUCUUUCUACUAUUCGUUUUUGUUAAUACACAAUGGCAGCAGUAUUAUUAUAAAUGGAAUGGAGAUCACUUUGAUAUUAUUGCCUCGGAUAAAUAUGUAAAGAAUUAUCGAAAGAUUCAAGCUCCAAAGUCUUAUAGAAUAGGACACAAUCAACGUGGAGAUCGCCCCGGUAGAUGUAUAGCUGCUCAAUUCUACUGCAGUCAACCAUACUCCUUACAAGAUACUAACCAGUUCGAAUGUGAGACAGACUAUCAGUGCCCAACACCCUUUAAAUGUUGCAAAGUCAAGUGUUUUCUACAUAAAAUUUGUCAACCCAGUAUUGAAGAACAAGAAACUCCUGAUCCUAAUUCACCGGCAUCUCCAGAAGAAAUAAAGAAAACAACAGAAAUUACAACAGCGCAAUCAACGACAUCAACAUUCACAUCCUUUAAUACCGAAGAUAUAACUGCAACGUCAACAAUCACAGAAGAAAUAUCUACAGACACAACGAGAACUGAAGUAACAACACAACAAACUGAUUCGACAACUUCCUCAACAGAGGGUGAAGAAACAACUACAGUUUCUACUACUUUAAGUCGUGAAACUUCUACCGAAACUAUGAAAACCGAAGUAACAACCAAACAAACUGAUUCGUCAACUUCCCCAACAGAGACUGAAGAAACCACUACACAUUCUACCACUUCAAGUCCUGAAACUUUCACCAAAACUAUGAAAAGUUCAACUCCAACAGUGGAAAUAACAACUAUCACAGUGACAACACAACAAAAUGACAUUAAAACUUCACCAGAAAAGGAAGAAACUUCGUCAGUUUCUGAUACUCCAAGUACUGAAACGUCUUCGGAUACUUCGGAAAUACAAACUUCUUUGACAGUGAUAACAACUACCACAACCACACAGGAACCUGAUCUUAAAACGACGUCAGAAAAAGUACAUUCUACAUAUUCUAAUACUGUAAGUAGCGAAAUUGCUACUGAAAAGUCCGAAACGCAAACUUCGUCGAUAACUCCUACAGCAACACAGCAACCUAGUCUUACAACAUCAGAAAAAGAAGAUAACUCUACAGAUUCUAAUACUGAAACGACUACUCAAAAUUUGGAAACAAACAGUGCUUCAACGAAAAUAACAGAGCAAACUUCUUCUAAAGAUUUGGAAACAGAUUCGUCAACAGUCGGCAGUACAGAUAGAGUCACUAAACAGACUGAAGCCACAACAACAACUGAUAAAACUAGUUCAACUUCGAGUGUUCAUACAAGCCCUGAGCAACUGGAAACAGACACUACUCAACACCAAGAGCAGUCAACCGUGACAACAGAAAAUAAGGACAUAUUGACUUCAAUCACUACUAGCAAUAAUGGUGAAGCAACAGAUCUCCCACCAGUACAAAUGAGACGCACCACAAAACAAGAUGAAAUUACUACUACAAAGAGUUCAACAGAGUCUGUUAUUUCAGAGAGUCUGAAGACAAGAGAACCUCCUGAGGAAUUAAAUCAAAAAGACUAUAAAACAAAAGCACCAACAACAACUAUUACACAAAGACCAUCUAAAGGACAAACGGUGACAACUUCUACAACAGAGAUAAGUUUAACCGAGGCAAAAACAACUGAAUCUAAAGCAAUAACAAAAUCCACCAGCAGAAUUAUUGAUAACGAAGAAGGUAGUGGAGGUAUUGACGAGCAUAAUGGUAGUGGAGACAGUGAUUAUGAGGAAAGUGACAAAACAGACACUGGUAACGAAAAAAACAAAGUUAAGGGUAGCGGCGAUGAAAAUCGUGAUGGCAAUGAAAAUGGCACUUCCGAAUUUUCUUUCAGUGAAGAAGAGGACGGUAACGAUUCUAACAAGGAAUCAUCCAGCACACAAACAAAUACAGAACAUGCUAAAGACACGACCACAACUUUUACAGCAGGCGUAACGCCAGACUUAAGCUCAACAGAGAAGAAAACAACCGGAUCUAAAGCAACAACAGACGCCACCAGCGAAAAUAAUAUUGAUAACGAAGAAGGAGAUAUUGACGAAGAAAAUGGUAGUGGAGACAUUGAUAAUGAAGAAAGAGACAAAACAAAUACUGACAACGGGACCAAUAAAAUUGAGAGUAGAGGUGAUAAAAAUGCUGACGACGAAAAUGACAGUUAUGAAUAUCCUUUUAGUGAAGAGGAGGACGGUGAUGAUUCUAACGAAGAAUUAUCUAGCACGAAGAAAACAGAAAAUCCUAAAGAAAAUACUAGUACCAAACCUUCAACAACACAGCCUACAACUACUACAAAUAAAUCACAAGCAAGCUCAGACGCAAAGAAAUUUACUAAACAAAGUGCGGAAGUAACUAAACAAUCUACGCAAGCGACUACACCAACUACAAAGGCAACCACUAUAAACAUUGAAGCAACACAAAAGGUUAAAAUUGAUGAAAUUAAUGGGGAUAGUAAAAAAGAGGGAAACCUUGAUGAAUCUGAAGAAGAAUCAUCUAAAAAAGGUACGGAAGGAGAUACAGGAAAAAAAGUAAUGGAAAGUAGUAGAUCCUCUACAGAAAAACAAGCUGCUCAACCUGCUAGUGCAGACACUACUGAAGCAACUCUACAAACUAUUGGAGGAACUAUACAAUCUACUAAAGAAUCGACACAAACUGUGGAAGAAAUUGUACAAAGUACGAAAGCUACUACACAGACUCAGACUAGUAUAGCAACCCCUAUAGAACAUAAACCAACAGAAACGAAUGCUCCGAAUAGUGAUAAAACGGUAAGCAAUGGAGAAAGCAAAGAAACCAACAAAGAAUAUAGUUAUGAUAAGGAACGUGAAAAUAUAAAAAUGGAUAACCAAAACAAAGAAAUUGACCGUAGUGGUGACGAUAAUGGUGAAGACAAGAAAAAUGAUAGCUCGGAUGGAAAACGUGGCGACUUUGAAAAGGAAUUUUCUAAAAAAGAAGUAGAAGAAGAUAAUACAGGAAAAAAUAUAUCCUUAAACAAAACAACAGGAAAUCUUGAAAAAAUUACUGAGACUAAACCCUCAACCAUAGAACCUAUAACAGAGACCAUUAAUAAUAAGUCCCAGACAAGCUCAGAAGCAAAUAGAUUGACACAAGAAGAUACGGAAGUAACCAGACAAACUGCUAAGGUGACUAUACAAACUACAAAAUUAACUACAGAAAUUGAGGAGAUAAGGAAGACAACUAUGCAAACUAUGAAAACAACCUCCGCAGACAGUGAUGCAACACAGGCGAGUACUGUUAAUGUUGCUAAAGAUUCGACAAAAAAACCUACAGCAGAAAGUAGUAGUCACACGCCAAUAACAAUGGCUAACAAAGUUAGAGUAACUCCAAAAUCUACAAAAGCAGAAUCCACUGAAAGCCAAAAAGAAGCUGUUACUGAGAAUGCACUCAAUAGUGACGAUGAAGAUGGCAGUGGAGAUCAUGCAUAUGACGAUGAUGAAGAUAAUGAUUAUGAAGAUAAUGAUGAUGAUGAGGAUGAUGAAGAUAACGAUGAUGAAAAUAAUGAUGAAGAUAAUGGCGAUGAAGAUGAUUAUGAAGAUAAUGAUGAUGAAGAUACAGACGACAAAGAAUACGAAAAUUAUGAACAUGAUGAGGACGAUACUGAGGAAGAUUCUAAAAAUGAAGAUUAUAAUAGUAUAUUACAUACCUAGCGGGAAAGUACUCUAUUUCAGCCGAGCGGCAAGGUAGUUUACCGAGGUGCGAAGCAACGAGGUAAACUACAGACGCGAGGGUAGAAUGAGUUCCCGCGAGGUUUAUAUACUAUUUUACUCACAAUCGGUUAGUAGUUUAUGGAUUUCUAAUACUCACAAUCUACCAAUAAUAAUUUCGUUUCAAAUAUCUGUAUCCAUUUUCAUUAUGUGAUAAGAUGAAUUAUUUUAAGUAACCUGUGAGAUCGUUGCUAGGUAACAAAACAAGUUUGUUGAAUCUGACAUUUAGGCGAUACACGACGCCAUUAAUUGUACAUAUAAUCAAAUUGUGUUUAUUUUACAAAAAUGUCUGAUAGUGAAUUUGAAUGUACGCCACCAGAACUGCGGGUAGCUGCAGAGAGAGCUACUGAAGGAAUAAUUCCUGAAAAAAAUGUUAUUACGAAGUCUGUCACUAUUUACAUUCUUUCUAAACCAUCUUUUAAUCAAAAAUGACAUUGACAUUUGCAGGUAGAAAAGUGACAGUUGCUAGCCGGGAAAGUACUUGCCCGCCUAGCUGGGAAAGUAAAGUAAGUAAUAAGUCGCUUCCUGAUUACUUCAAAGGUUAGAAAUCCAUAAAUUACUAACCGAUUGUGAGUAAAGAUAGUUUACCAAAUAAAAAUAAGAAAGAAGGAAAAAAAGCCAAUCAAAAAGGAUAAUAUCAUUUGAGUAAAUUUUUGGAAUUUUUUUAGUGUUCCUUGCCAGAUUUAACCUGACAAGACUAUAUAGAUAAAAUGAUUUUAGAAUCCAAAAUACUAAUUUUCGAAAUUAUUUCUUCUUGUUUACGUUAUUCUCCUAUCGUAGAUUGGGUAUCAACAAGGCUAUUCAAUCUUUGUUUACAGCUGUCUAUAAAAUAGUUUGUUUGUGAUGCAACCAAACCGCUCAGAUUUCUCAUACAGAAUCAUUCUUCUGCAGCCCGGAUUCCUUCGUCCUUUAAUCUUUUCCUGCAUUAUAUUUUGCUGAAAUCUCUAUUUUUGUCCCCGCAUUAGAUGGCUCCAGUAUUUUAAUUGGCUCUAAGUAUUACUCCUGGCCUUUUGUCCUUUCGCUGUACCUAAUAUUUCUUUAUUUUUGACUCGGUCAAAACUUAUUCUUAAUAUUCGUCGGUAACACCACAUCUCAUAACUCUCACUGUUAUUUAUAUUGUUCUGUUUCUGUACAAGGGAACAAAUCCUGAACCUGAGACAACUCAUUGAAAAGUCUAGAGAAUUUCAAGUACCUAUGAUUAUAUGCUUCGUUGACUACCAAAGGGUGUUUGAUUGUGUAAGCUGGAUAAAUCUGUGGUCAAUUUUAAUAGAAAUGGGCGCACCAAUGCACCUGGACACACUUAUUAAAAAUCUGUACCAGUCCAACAUAGCGACAGUACGACUAGAUCAUAAGUUCUCAAACCAAUUCAAGACCGAGAGGGGUGUGAGACAAGGAUGCGUGUUGUCUCCUAACUUAUUUAACAUUUAUGGUGAACAUGGCAUGAGGAUGGUUUUAAAAGGAUGGGCCGGUGGAGUAACAGUAGCUGGUAGGAAAAUCUCCAAUUUAAGAUUUGCUGAUGACACUACACUUAUAGCAGCAAAUGAGCAAGAAAUGUUUGAUCUCCUGCGAAGAGUUGAGUACGAAAGCAAUAAAGUUAAUCUAAAAAUCAAUAAAGCUAAGACAAAAAUAAUGGUGGUCGACAGAUUCGACACUAUUCAAUUGACUAACAUGUUACAAGAAUACCAGAUAAUAAACACCUUUGGCUAUCUCGGGUCUAGUAUAACUAAAGAUGGUAACUGUGAAGCAGAAGUUCGGAGACGUAUUGGUAUGGCAAAAAAUGCGAUGAGUCGCCUAACUAAAGUUUGGAAAGACAGAUCUAUCUCUCAAAAUAUCAAGAUGAGACUGGUGAAUGCCCUUGUAUUCUCAAUAUUUCUAUACGGAACAGAGACUUGGACUCUUCGCGCAUGCGAGCGCCAAAAAAUUGAUGCCUUUGAGAUGUGGUGCUGGAGACGAAUGCUGCGCAUACCUUGGACAGCUCAUAGGACAAACAGUUCCAUUCUAAACCAACUCAAGAUUAAAAUAAGGCUGUCCACGAUAUGUCUGCAACGAAUACUGCAAUUCUUUGGUCACGUGGUUCACAGAGGUGACGACAGUUUGGAGAGAUUAAUUGUUUCUGGAAACGUUCCGGGGAGAAGAUCAAGAGGACGAUCACCAACUAGAUGGUCCGACCAAAUAAAUAAUUCAGCUGAAAACUCAUUCUGCGAAGCUCUUAGAGCAGCUGAAGAUAGAGACCAAUGGAGAAACAUUGUUAGGAAUAUUGGAAGGAAUCACGAUCCUCAGUAAUGGGGAAACGACAAGAGAGAGAGUUUGAGAGUCCAUGCUUCCACGCCAGACACAUGUUUAGAAUACAUCUUGGUUUAAUAUGUCAUUUGAGGUUAUUCUCUUCUUUCUGGGCUGCCUUGUUUUUUCUUCUUCUUAUUAUGAUGCCUAUCCCUAUCCACUAGGGAUUUUGGUGACUAUUAAAGCUAUUUUCGCUUUAUUUGCCGCUGCUCUGAAUAGUGCAAUGGUAGAUAAUGAAAACCACUUUUCAUACUCUCCACAUUAACAGUUUAUAAUUUUUUACUCCUCCACUGUAUGCUGUUUAUAAGUUGGAUCAUAAAACUUAGAUUUUCAUUUUAAGAAUCCGUUCGAUUUUCAGCUCUUGUUAAUAAAAAAUAAAAAUACGGUUUAAAAAAAAUGAUAUCUUAUUUUUCCUAUUGGUGAUAGACGGUUCUGUUGUUUUUUGGAAAGGAUGUGUUUUCAGCAGAUUUUCAUUGAGCCUACUUACAGGCGUGUGAAAUAAAGAAUAUUACAGUUAUUAUAAAUGUUUAUAAGCUAAAAAGUCAGCUCUUUCAUCUUUCAAAAAGUCAUCUUUCAAACUGUUUUUUUAAUAACAAAUUUUUAAAAAAUGAUUUUUUUAAAAUACCUAAACAAUGAAACCUGGAAUCGCUUUCCGGGAUAAACAAAUUGAAUAUCUUGUAAACUAGUUUAUUUUAAAAUUUAGCACACUGUAAUGUAGACCUUAUAUUCACAACUUAAAAAAUAUAUUACCUCCCUCAUGAGACUUAUUUAUUCAGUUAUUCAUAUUCAUGUCGAAUAGGAUAGCUUUUCGGAUAAUUCGGGAGGGGGUGUUUCGUAAAUAGGGGAGGUUUCUAAACUUUGGUGCGUCCGACAACUACUGAAGUACCCUUAAAAAUAUGUCGGACAAUAUUAGUAGUAAAUUGUAAGUAUUUUUUAUCAAACAAUCUUGCAAAAAAAAUCAUCAUUUAUGACUCUAUAGUGCGGCCCCCAUAUGGGCGCAAAAAUCAACUGAUGACAGAGUCAUAAAAUUUAUACCCUUACAGCUGAUCUUUGUACGAUUGUAUGAUAAAAAUAUUAACAAUAACUGGUAAUAUUGUUCGACUAAUUUUUAAUGGUACUCCAGUGUCAGUUGUCAGACGCGGCGUUAUCGAAAUGCCUCCCACUUUUUCAGGUAAAUAUUUUCAUACAUUUUUUUUUAACUCCUUUAUUCUGCAAUCUAUCAGUAAUGACAAUAAGCGUCUUUGUUGAUAAAUGAUUAUGACAUGUACAGGAUGCUCCAUUAAGCACCCUGUUUUAUAAUGUAGCUAUUGCUAACUUUGUGGCAUUACCUCUAAUAUUUACAAUAUGUUAUUAUUUACAAAGAUAUGUACAUUACUAAUUACUUAAACCUAUUAAUUAAGUCUCUUGGUUUGAAUUUUUUUAAUCUUCUUUCUUCAUGUUCAUGUAAGUCUUCAAACAACCGCUUGGCUAACUCGUUAGGAUGUUCAGACACUCUUUCGCGAUAUGUUGCACUAUAUUCACUUAUCACCUCUUGUACUGUUGGAACUGCUAAGUCUCGUUGCAUCACGUAGUUGGGUACGUAGUAUGGAGCAUGAAGAAUCAGCCUUAUCGUCUUGUUUUGGAACCUCUGUAUUAUAUUUAGGUUGCUAUUAGAAGCUGCUCCUCAGAGCUGGAUACCGUAGGUCCAAAUGGGCUUUAUAAUGGCUUUGUAGACCAGUAGUUUGUUUUCUAGAGACAACUUCGAGUUUCUGCCGAUAAUCCAAUAUAGACGGCUUAGUUUUAGUCCUAACUGUUUGCGUUUAGUGAAAAUAUGUUUUAGCCAUGUUAGUCUUCUGUCUAGGUGGAUUCCCAAGUAUUUUACAUCUUCGGCUUGAGGUAAAUUGUUGUUGUUAAGUUGUACUGGUGGGCAAGUUUCUUUACGGAGUGUAAAUGUUACAUGUGUUGAUUUUAGUUCGUUAGCUUUCAUGCGCCAUUUCGACAGCCAUUUUUGUAUCUUGUUAAGGCAGAUUUGAAGUUGUCUUGAUGCCAUCUUUGGGUCUUCGUGUGAAGAAAGAGCUGCUAUAUCGUCCGCAAAUGUGGCUAUUGUAACCAUCGGUGUAUUAGGAAGAUCACUUGUGUACAACAAAUAGGUCCGAGUACACUGCCCUGUGGUACCCCUGAUUUUAUGGCGUUCAGAGAAGAGUAUUCUUGGUUUUGUCUAACAAGGCAGUGUCUAUUGGUUAGGUAUGAUUUUAGUAACAGGAAGUGGGGAUAUGGAAGUAGCUUCUUAAUUUUGUAGAAGAGUCCAAUAUGCCAAACUUUAUCGAAUGCUUGUGACAUAUCAAUAAAUGCAGCAGAACAAUAACGUUUUUGUUGGAAGUCAUCGUUAAUCUUGUUAACUAUUCUAUGUACUUGUUCGAUAGUGCCAUGUUUGUUUCGGAAUCCAAAUUGGUAGUCUGGAAUUAAGUGCGUCAUUUCUGUUAUCGACUUCAGCUUUUUGACGUAUAUUUUCUCGAAAAUUUUGGAGAUAGUUGGUAGCAAGCUAAUAGGUCGAUAACUUCUUCUAAUUUUUUGCCUGGUUUAGGGAUCAUUAUUAUUUGUGCUACUUUCCAGAUCUUUGGGUAGUACCCUAGUUUGAGGACGGCAUUGAAGAUAUAUGUUAGUAAUUUAAAGCAUUUGGGUGUUGAUUCCUGAAGCACUUUUCCUGUGAUAAGAUCAUAUCCUGGUGCUUUUUUAAUGUCAAGUUCAUUCAUUAUUAUAUUUCUGGUUUCACUUACUAGAAUUUUUUUACAGGCAGGUCCAUUUGGAAAAUUUUUCAUACAUGAAAUGCGUCCGUUUCGUUAAUCAUUUAGGCUGAUAUUUUGUCUAUUUAAUCUCUGUAUAAUGACACAAUGUUGCCAAAUCAUAAUUUAAAUAGGUACUAUCUACCUAUUUUUAUAAUUGGUAGUUGGUAGUUAUACCAAAGAAUAUUAUAUACUCUCAGGUCUCAGAAGGUCUAUAUUCUUUCUUUUUACAUUUUAUUUUAAAAAAAUGUUGGCCAAAGAUACGGUAAAACGGUGGACAUGUACUAAAAAACCUGCAAAACAUUUGUGAAAACACAGGGAUGUGAAAAUACGAUAGUUGAAUCAAUAUUAGGUCAUAACCACGAGAAGUUUACAAUAGAAAAGCCGUAAGCAAUUCAAUAAAAAGAGCAGCCGUGAAAGAUCUCAACGAAAAACCAAUGAAGCUCAUCUGUAAAGAACUUAUGAAGCCAAAUAUAGAGACAUUUACUAACAAUGAUAUCAAUAGGGUGAGACAAAAUUUGUAUUAUGCUAGAACCACUUAUUCUUUAAUUAAGCCUCCCAAAUAUAUAUCUGAAUUUCAUAAAGCUCUUGAUCCAUCUUCUAUUAUUACAAAUAGAAACGAAAAUUUUAUAAUUAAAAAUGACAAAGAUAAAUCGUAUUGUUAUAUUAAUGUUUUUCAAAUCUUUGUUUUCUUUCGCCUGUUUCCAAUUGGUAUGUUGACGGAACUUUUGAAUACUGUCCUCGUUUUUUCACUCAAUUGUUUAGUAUACAUGGCUUAAAAAAUGGACAAAAUAUAACCUCGCUUUUAGAUAUAUCAUAGAAGAAUGUUUUAAAAUUAAUUGUCCUGUAUCCGCUACUAAAGUAAUAACUUCAGACUUUGAAAUUUCCAUUCAUAAUAGUGUGCUGUAAUUGUCUUUUUACGCGGUUGACUCUACUAUUUUAUUUAUUUAUAUUUUUAGGCACUAAUUUUAAUUUAAAUAAAGGAAGACUUACUUAUAUUAUUUUAUUUACAUCACUUAUUUAUUUUAAUAAUUACAAAUAACACCAACUAACACAUCUAAUUUAUUUACAAACUCAAAUUUAUGAUUUAAUUAACUAAACAUAAUAAUUCCGAUAACUAAUAAAUACAUUUCAUAUCUUCGAUUCGAAUACAUUAACUUACGCGACGCGCUUCGAUGAAUGAAUGACUGGCCUGUGCUCGAAUCUCGGUUCUAUAUAUACUUCGGCAGCGGUCGUCUUGAAUUCCAUGGUCGAGGCUCGUAACGCCGAGAAGCUUCGGGAAGAAAUAGGCCAAUUCGUGAGCGGACUAAAUAGUGUCACAAUAGUAUCUAUCCGUAUGACAUUUCCUGAAGCAGAUCUUAUUGGAUGUCGUUUUCAUUUGGGUCAGGCAUGGUAUAGAAAGGUUCAAUCACUGGGCUUAGCUUCAGAAUACCAGAAAAGUGGUGUUGGCUUAACUGAAAUUACGCAUUUUCUAAUUUAUAUUUUUGCUCUUUGAUUCUGACAUCCUCAAGAUGUUAGCGAUUUUUUUGCUAUAGAUUUGGCAGAAAUUAAACUAGUCGAUGCAAGGGUGACCCAGUUUUGUGAUUAUCUUAUUGAUAAUUACAUAUCUGAAAAUUCGACAUUUCCUCCACAUCUUUGGGCUGAGCACUCUCUUCAUCCUUACAAAGAACCACAAACGUAUGCGAAAGUUUUCAUUCCAAGUAUAAUUUUUCUUGUUACUGCCGUCAUCCUAACAUUAAUAAUUUUGUUGAUAUAAUUUUACAAUUUCAAAUAUACCUAUACCUACAUUAAAAUGAAUAAUUGUGUUUUGACACCAAAAAAAAUGUUGCGGAAAGUACAGCAAAAAUAAAUUUUCUAAAUAAAAAAAUUUUAGAUUUAAGAAAAUAAAAAAUAAAUAGAUUAGAAUUUGUCAAAGUAGUAUGUUUUGUGAUGUUACUUUUAAUAAAUCUAUAAAAUACUUA